This is a messenger RNA of Schistocerca serialis cubense, 3878 nucleotides long. It is a transcript of the gene LPCAT, whose product is annotated as lysophosphatidylcholine acyltransferase. Bases 163 to 1692 code for a protein of 509 amino acids. The record is from RefSeq and is a predicted model, not a curated record. Lineage: Eukaryota; Metazoa; Arthropoda; Insecta; Orthoptera; Acrididae. The transcript is spliced from 11 exons.
UUUCCCCAGCUCAUUCGUUGCCCGCAGACAGUUCCGGAGCGCAAGUAGCCGGUCGAUUUGAUCUAGUGAGUGAACGUGUGAUUGUGGUGUCCGCGCGCUAAGUGAAGUAAUGGACUGACCGUGAUUAUUUCUUUUUGCUAUUGUUGGCGUCUUCAUCUCACCAUGAUGAAUGGAAAGCUACAUGCGGCAGAACAUCUGCCGAAUGCAGAAGAUCUGUUAAAUCCAUUUGUACACCGCCUCGAACUGUCAACAACGUACGACAAAAUUAAGACGGGUGUGCUGACUGUGGCGGUGCUGCCGUUCCGCGUGGCGGCCAUCAUGGUGCUGCUGGUGCUGGCGUGGUUGCUGGCGUGCGUCGGCCUGCUGGGGCUCUCCGAGGACGACCUGCGCUCCAGGCCCAUGACCGGCUGGCGGCGCAAUGCGCGUGCUGUGAUCUGCUGUGUGAUGAGGGGUCUCUUCCUGUGUGGAGGAUUCCACUGGGUGACGGUGAAGGGAAAACAGGCGACGGCUAAGGAAGCGCCCGUCCUGGCAUUAGCGCCGCAUUCCUCCUACUUUGAUGCGUUGCCAGUUGUAUAUCUGGGUGCUCCGAGUAUUGUUGCAAAGGGCGAGACUGGACACUUGCCCUUCUUUGGAAAGCUGAUAAACUACACCCAGCCUGUGUAUGUGUGGAGGGAGGAUCCUAACUCAAGACAAAACACCAUCAAGGAGAUCAUCGAGAGAGCCACCUCAGAUCUCGACUGGCCACAGGUGCUCAUAUUCCCAGAAGGAACAUGUACAAACAGAUCGUGUCUAAUCACAUUCAAACCAGGAGCUUUCUACCCAGGAGUACCUGUGCAGCCUGUCUGUCUACGUUAUCCAAACAAACUUGACACAGUUACUUGGACCUGGGAAGGACCAGGAGCGUUAAAACUGCUGUGGCUUACUCUCACACAAGUUCACAGUAGCUGUGUCAUAGAAUUUCUGCCUGUCUACCAUCCAAAUGAAGAUGAGAAGAGAGAUCCCAAACUUUACGCCAAUAAUGUACGGAAAUUAAUGGCAAGGGCUCUUGGCAUACCCAUGUCAGAUUAUACAUAUGAUGAUUGCCGUCUUAUAACAAGAGCUAAAAGGCUCAAUAUACCAGGAGCUGCUGGCUUGCUUGAAGUUCAGAAGCUAAGGGGACGGCUUGGGUUAGUGAAUUCAGAUGCUGAAGAAAAGAUUCUGUCUGAGCACAGGCAUCUUUUCAGCAAAGAAGGUGGCAAAAUCUCCUAUAAGCAAUUUGCAAAGUUACUCGGUAUAGAGCCCAGUGAUGGUCAUCUUCAGCAGCUCUUCUGCCUAUACGAUAAGGAAUCCUCUGGAGUCAUUGAUGUCAGGGAAUACAUUUUUGAAGUGUUGGUGAUAUCAAAGGCAAAGAAAACAUCAGACAUUAUCCCUAUAGUUUUCCAGGUGUUUGGUUCAGGGGAAGAUGGCAGUUUAAGCCAGUCAGAUCUGCCUGGUGUACUGCAACAUACAUUGGGUAUGGCACCCAUGGAGGUAGCUCAGCUCUGCAGCCAUCUGGACAAGACUGGCAAAGCUCAUAUCUCACACGAUGAACUUACAAAAUUUCUGCAGCACAAGUCGGAUUGCACAGGACUCUUCAGUAGUAACCAGUGGAAUCUAAAGAACAGUUUGAGCACGGAAUGUCUAUUGAGUACAGGAAGUAGUAAAACAGAAUGAACAGAAUGUAAUGUGGCUCUUAGUGAAUAAUGACUACGCCUGACAGUGACAGUGGCAAUGACUGCAAGACUGAAGAUAAUUCACUGCACAUGUGAGUGGGUUGGAGUCAGCAGUUUUGUUAUUUGCCUGUUGUCAAACUGGAUGUUACAAGGACUUGUAUGUAAGACAUUAACAUGACAGGUUCAACUGCCAUUUUGUGGGGAUGAAUACAGUGUACAUUACCAACAGAUCUGUGUAAAGGUACUGGAGAAUCUGCACAAAUGUUACCAAUCUAGUGACUGAAUAAUGUACUAAUCAAUUCAUUCCUGUGUUUUAUGAUGUGAUAUUCAGAGAAAUGCUAAUGUACAGUGAAAUACAGCAAUAGUAGGAUAUUAUUCAGAAUAUUUUGAGUCUAGUUUUAUAACAGCAUAUUCUGUCAUAUACUUUUCUGGAUUUAUUUGUGUUCUCUUCUUAUCAUUCAGAAGCAUGGAGUUCUGCAUUUUUAGAAAACUUCAUUGGCAAAUGUUACAUAAACGUGAUCAUACUGAAGGUGGAAUCUUGUGAAAAACAGUUUUGUGUAACUCUGUAUUUUUAUGCAUCAAAUGAUUGUUUCUCACUAAAUUCUGAUCAGUAGAUAAUGUGAAGGGUCUAGUAUUGCUGAACAGACUUUCAUCAUAUUGCAUAUUAUGCUACUAUUUUUUGUCGCAAAGAUGAUGUAAUUGGCUAUGAAAAACAAGUCGUGUAAUUACAAGUCUUUGCUGAUGUACCAUAAUUAAUUGAAUUUGUCUGAAAAACUCCAAUGGAGCUACAAGCAAUAAAUUAUUUUUUUUACUGCAGCUGAAACCUUUUAUACACUAAUAGUUUUUUAUAUACAAAAAUAUUUAUCUUUGGAUUAGUACAUAUGCCAUGCAGCUUGAUGGCUCGUUAACUUCAUAUAAAAUUUUAGUACUACUGAAGUAAGGAUUUAAUAUCUGUAAUUAUUUUAAUGUGUGGCAUGUAAGUAGUGACACUUGGUCUUAUUAGGGUAUUUCAAACUUUGGGACCAGCAAGUUCUAGUUGAGCUUUCCAACAGUCUUCCUCUGUAAAAGUGAGUCAUCACAUAAUACUGUACACAAGCAUAUUGGAUUGCUAACAUUUUUCAGAAUGAUCAAUAUACACUCAUUUCUGUGCCCUUCCACUCAUUCUUGGUGUUCACUUUCUAAAGUAUGCCCCAAGUUGCCAAUCCUCUGCAGUUCUCCAGUCAUUCAAGUUUAAUUUCUUAACACAGCUGCAAAUAUGUCCAUAUGACAAGGCAGAGCAACGUUUCUACUCUGCUCCCAUAUGAAUUUGUGCUCACAAUUCACACUUUCUUUUGUAUUGAAACUUCCUGGCAGAUUAAAUCUGUGUGCCGGACCGAAACUCGAAAUCGGGGACCUUUGCCUUUCAUGGGCAAGUGCUCCACCAUCUGAGCUACCCAAGCACGACUCGCGCCCCGUCCUCACAGCUUUACUUCUGCCAGUACCUCAUCUCCUAUCUUCCAAACUUUACAGAAGCUCUCCUGUGAACCUCGCAGAACUUUUGCAUUACUGAUCAGUUCCAGAACUAAUGACUCUGUAUAUCAGAUAAUGAAAUUGGUUUUGCAAACGAUUAUUCAUUUUAUUCUGUAGCCAAUGGAAAUAGAUGGCAGUCUGAACAAUAGCCAUUUUAAUCAACAUAAUUCCUCUGUGUUUACCUUGAAUUAUUUUUGAAUUAUACACAUUUGUAGGAGAAUAUAAUGGCUUUGUAGCAUUGGCACAUCUUAUUGAGAUGUGAUCCUCAUCUGCAUGUAUGAUAUUGCCACAAAACUAUAAUGUUACAUCAAUUUCAGGGUAUUUUGUCGAAAAUAGUGAAUAUUCUCAUCAGGACGAGUGCUUCACCUUUUAAGCCAACUCUGCUUUCUUUUUUCCAUUAUCAUAUCUUUAACUCACAUUUUAGUUCAUUCAGGCAGUGGAAUGAUGAUUAUAAGCAAAACCUAGUUGUGCUAUAAUGGCCUCUUUUUGCCAUAAAUUUUACAGAACACCUGUAUAAAAUUUGAAUGGUUCUACAAAUAUUUUCACAUACCUAACAGUUAGCAGCUUCAAUAUGUGUUCUGUAUAAAGAAUCAAGAGCAGCAUCAAACCAGUCUUUGAAUUGAGGAUCACAACCAUAAAAUGGCCAUGCAAAAUGCCAUAUUUUUUUUUUUUUUUUUU